AUGGUUAUUUGCGAAUCGGCUCCUAAAAAGACUCCAGUCAAGAUUGCUGCUAAGCCAGUGCAAAAGAAGGCUGAGUCUAGCUCGGAAGACUCCUCGGACGAUGAACCAGCUCUUAAAAAGACUCCAGUGAAAGCUGCAGCUAAGCCAGUGCAAAAGAAGGCAGAAUCUAGCUCGGAAGACUCCUCUGACGACGAACCGACUUCGAAGAAGGCUCCAGCAGCUAAGCCAGCUCAAAAGAAGGUAGAAUCUAGCUCAGAAGACUCCUCUGACGAUGAACCAGCUCCCAAGAAGUCUCCAGUCAAGACCACCCCGAAGCCAGUUCAAAAGAAGGCAGAAUCUAGCUCAGAAGACUCCUCUGACGAUGAAACAGCUCCCAAGAAGCCUCCAGUUAAGACCACCUCGAAGCCAGUUCAAAAGAAGGCAGAAUCUAGCUCAGAAGACUCUUCUGACGACGAACCGACUUCGAAGAAGGCUCCAGCAGCUAAGUUAGCUCAAAAGAAGGUAGAAUCUAGCUCAGAAGACUCCUCUGACGAUGAACCAGCUCCCAAGAAAUCUCCAGUCAAGAUCGCACCGAAGCCUGUACAAAAGAAGGCUGAAGCGUCUUCUGAAGAUAGUGACGAUGAAUCAGCUUCGAACAACGUUUCUUUUAAGAAUUUGGUAACUUCUACUCCGAAGCCAACUUCUAAGAAAGUUGCGGAAGAAACAAGUGAUAGUUCCGAAGAUGAGACAGUUAUAAAUAAGUCUGUCAUAGCUCCAUCAAAGGAUAAAUCGAAAUCUGGUCAAAAGAAGGCGGAAUCAAGUAGCGACGACAGUGAAGACGAUGAACCGGCUCCCAAGAAGGCUCCAGUUAAAGCUGUUCUAAAACCAGUGGUGAAGAAAGCAGAAUCGAGCUCAGAAGACUCUUCGGACGAUGAACCAGCUCCCAAGACGGUUCCAGUCAAGACCACCCCGAAGCCAGUACAAAAGAAGGCUGAGUCUAGCUCGGAAGACGAUUCUGAUGAUAAGCCGGUUCCUAAGAAGGCCCCAGCCAAGAUCACACCUAAGCCAAUUAAAAAGAAGACACAAUCUGACUCAGAAGAUUCUUCUGACGAUGAACCAGCUCUGAAGAAGGUUCCGGCAGCCAAGCCAGUACAAAAGAAGGCAGAAUCUAGCUCGGAAGACUCUUCGGACGAUGAACCAGCACCAAAGAAGGCUUUAGUAGCUAAGCCAGUCCAAAAGAAGGUAGAAUCUGAUUCAGGAGACUCUUCUGAUGACGAACCAGCUCCCAAGAAGUCUCCAGUCAAGACCACCCCGAAGCCAGUACAAAAGAAGGCAAAAGCUAGCUCGGAAGACUCCUCGGACGAUGAACCGACUCCUAAGAAACCUCCAGCCAAAAUUGCAGCUAAACCAGUAAAAAGGAAGGCAGGAUCUGACUCAGAAGACUCUUCGGACGAUGAACCAGCUUCAAAGAAGAAUUCAGUCAAGGUUGCAGCCAAGCCAGUCCAGAAGAAAGCAGAAUCUAGCUCGGAAGACUCAUUGGACGAUGAACCAGCACCAAAGAAGGCUUUAGUAGCUAAGCCAGUCCAAAAGAAGGUAGAAUCUGAUUCAGGAGACUCUUCUGAUGACGAACCAGCUCCUAAGAAGAUUCAGGCGAAGAAUCCGCCAAAACCAGUUGCAAAGAAGGUUGAAACUUCGAGUGAAGACAGCGAGGAUGAACCAAAGAAAGCUCCAGUCAAAACUAACCUAAAACAAGUGGCUAAGAAAGCUGAAUCUGACUCAGAAGACUCUUCUGACGAUGAACCAGCUCCAAAGAAGACCCCAGUCAAGAGUACACCUAAACCAGUUCAAAAGAAGGCUGAAUCUAGCUCUGAAGACACUUCUGAUGAUGAAUCAGCUGCUAAGAAGACCCCGGCCAAGAUUGCAGCUAAACCAGUAAAAACGAAGGCAGAAUCUGACUCACAAGUCUCUUCUGAUGAUGAACCGGCCAUUACGAAGGCUCCGGUCAAGGUUGUGGCUAAGCCAGUCCAAAAGAAGGCGGAAUCUGACUCAGAAGACUCCUCAGACGAUGAACCAGCUCCCAAGAAGACUCCAGCAGCUAAGCCAAUUCAAAAGAAAGCAGAAUCUAGGUCAGAAGAUUCUUCUGAUGACGAACCAGCUUCCAAGAAGGCUCCAGUUAAAGCUGUUCCAAAACCGGUGGCUAAAAAAGCAGAAUCUAGCUCAGAAGACUCUUCUGACGAUGAGCCAGCUGCUAAGAAGGUACCAGCUAAGGCCACACCGAAGCCAGUCCAAAAGAAGGCAGAAUCUGACUCAGGAGAUUCUUCGGACAAUGAAUUAGCUCCCAAGAAGGCUUCAGCCAAAGUUCCAGCUAAGCCUGUGCAAAAGAAGGCCGAGUCUAGCUCGGAAGACGAUUCUGAUGAUGAACCGGUUGCUAAGAAGGCUCCUGUUAAGAUUGCAGCUAAGCCAGUCCAAAAGAAAGCAGAAUCUGACUCAGAAGACUCCUCGGACGAUGAACCAGCUCCCAAGAAGGCUCCAGUUAAAGCUGUUUCAAAACCAGUGGCCAAGAAAGCAGCUUCAAGUUCAGAAGACUCAUCUGACGAUGAACCAGCUCCCAAGAAGGCUCCAGCCAAGGUUGCAGCUAAGCCAGUGCCAAAGAAGGCUGAGUCUAGUUCGGAAGAUGAUUCUGAUGAUGAGCCGGCUCCCAAGAAGUCUCCAGUCAAAAUCGCACCGAAGCCUGUACAAAAGAAGGUAGAAUCUAAUUCAGAAGACUCUUCUGAUGAUGAACCGGCUCCUAAAAAGACUCCAGUCAAGGUUGCAGCUAAACCAGUGCAAAAGAAAGCUGAGUCUAGCUCGGAAGACGAUUCUGAUGAGGAACCGGCUCCUAAGAAGGCCCCAGUCAAGACCACACCGAAGCCAGUCCAAAAGAAGGCUGAAGAAUUUUCUGAAGACAGUGACGAUGAUGAACCAGCUCCCAAGAAGGCUCCAGUGAAAACCGUUUUAAAGCCAGUGGCCAAGGAAGCAGCUUCAAGUUCAGAAGACUCUUCUGACGAUGAACCAGUUCCCAUGAAGGCCCCGGUCAAGACCACGCCGAAGCCAGUGCAAAAGAAGGCAGAAUCUAGCUCAGAAGACUCCUCUGAAGACGAACCGACUUCGAAGAAGGCUCCAGCAGCUAAGCCAGCUCAAAAGAAGGCUGAGUCUAGCUCGGAAGACUCUUCUGACGAUGAACCAGCUCCCAAAAAGCUUAACGGUGUAGCCAAGCCCAAGAGGAUAUCAGAAGCCGACGACGCUGAUUCAGAUGACGAACCGAAAGCCAAAGUUGCCAAAGUUAAUGGAACACCGGUUAAUGGUAUCAAAAUGAACGGAACACCUGUUAAUGGUACCAAGGUCAAUGGGAUUAAUGGAGUUGCCAAAGUUAAUGGAGUUCAGUCGGAGCCAAGGAAUCUGAAGAGAAAGUUUGAAGCUGACGAUGAUGAGGAUGAAGAGCCGAUUAAGAUGACAAAGCUGGAGAACGGAGGGCAGGACGAGUACAAUAACAACAACGGAAGGGUAAGGUGUUUUCGAAAUAUACUAUCUAUUGAUAGUGUAUAUAAUAAUAUCAAUGUUUUGAUGGUAUAUUUAUAUUAUAAUAGACUUUUUGAAUGUAAUAAUGAAAAUAUUUGAAGAAAGUAAUGUUAUCCAUCUUUUCAGAGAGCCAGCUCACCAUUCCGUCGUGUCAGAUCGUCCAAGUACGAUGUUGAAGAGAAGUUCCGUGACAAUUCGUACAGAGUAAGUUUCCUUUUGGUUUUUUUUGAAAUUUUAGGUAACAAAUUAUCGAAUUCGACAUGAUUUCGGAGGCUGUGUUAGGCAUGGAAUGGGCCGGUCUGUUUGCACGAAAAAUGAAUCCAGGCCGGUCUGUUUAAGCGUAAAACAAAUCCAGGCCGGUCCUGAGCAAAAUUUUGACCAGGUCGGGCUUGAAAAAUGGGGCCGGCCCGUUCCCCGUGUCUAGGCUUUGUUGCUAUGAGAUUUGGUUUUUCGAAUAUUGGGCUUUCAAACGAGCUUUUAAUAGGUUUUUGCGAAAAAUUUUUAAUUUUAGGUAACAAAAAUCCGAAAUUUAGAAAAAAAUUGGUUUUAAUUUUAAAGUUGAGAUUAAAUUUGAUAUUUUCUUCGAUCUAUGACUACGACAUUACCAUUUUUGAUGUUUAGGUUUAACUUUAGGCUUUUAAAAAAUUUGUUACCUAAAAAAGUUAUAAAUCUGUUAUCUAAAAAAUUAAAAAAAUUCAUUUUACAAUUUUUUAAAGCUUUUCAAAUUCUAAUUUUGCCCAAUUUUCAGCCCAACGACCCCUGGGGCUUCAAAGCAGCCAAAGACUUGGGCGCAGUGCGCGGCAAGAACUUCCGCCACGAGAAGACGAAAAAGAAGCGUGGAAGCUAUGGAGGCGGCCGAAUUUCGAUGGAAGUUAAUUCGAUCAAAUUCGACGAGUAA
This is a messenger RNA of Bursaphelenchus okinawaensis, 4435 nucleotides long. Lineage: Eukaryota; Metazoa; Nematoda; Chromadorea; Rhabditida; Aphelenchoididae. The record is from the annotation of a GenBank genome assembly.